AUGGGUAGCAUUCCCGUUUCCUGGCUCCAGAAGCUCGAGGAGCAACUAAAUGUCGAUGUCGAUUGCAUGGACCCCACCUUCGCCAAAAGCCUUCCCUUCACGCCUCACAAUCAGACCAGCAACCAGCUGUUGGUGAAUGAGCAGAUGUCCAUCCCCGAGAACAAAGAGCUGUUCCUGAAGGCCGUGAGAGAACGUAAAGACCAAGGGUGGGAGGCGGUUCUCGACCGAAUCAGCGUCCUCCUCUGCGCCGAGAACAUCGGAAAUAUCCAAGGCCGAGUCCUCCUCCAGACAUCGCCCUUCCAUGCGUACAGCACCGAGAAGGUCGUGGAGCAUGCUCGCGCCUACGCCCGCGAGUUUGAGAGCGUGGGAAUCUCUAAGGAUCGGUUCUGCAUCAAGAUUCCCUGCACCGGCCCGGCCAUGAAUGCGGGCCCGAUCCUGCUCAAGGAGGGUAUUCGAACACUUGGCACUUCGCUGUUUGGACUUCCUCAAGCAAUUGCAUCAAGCCAGGCGGGGUGUCUAUAUAUUAGUCCCUACUACAACGAGGUCCGCGCCCAUGCCGAACUAUCCCUCUGGCCAGAUGUGGAGGAUCCAGCAACACAGCAUACAAUGUCUGCGCGCAUGAUACAGAUCCUCGAAACGUACAAGCGUCUCUACAAGGAGACCGGCAAGGAACAGCCAAUGGUGAAGUCCGCCAGCUUCAUCUCUCCUAAAGAGGCAAUGGCCGCUGGUGAAAUGGGCUGUCAUCACGCGACCAUUUCGUCCGACGUACUAACACAGCUGAGCAAGCUCGAGUAUGAUGGUAGCAAGCAGCCAGGGGAAGGCGUACCGAAGCCCACGCAUGCGUACAAGAAUGGAGGCGCAUACAAGGGCGCAGGCCCACCUCCUGCGCGGCUUUCGAAGGUGGCCAAGACAGACCCGCUGGCCGCAGCAAAAUGGGACGGCAAGUUGGCCAGUACCGACAUCGACUAUCUGGCAAACAAUGGAUCCGAAUUGGAAAAGGCGAUCGAAGCAGACCCAGUGACCAAGACGCGCUUAUUUGAGGCGCUUGAUCUAUUCAAAGGGGGUGAGAUGAGGAGCAAGGCGGUGAUCGAGGAGGCUAUGGCGCGGGUGUGA
This is a messenger RNA of Venustampulla echinocandica, 1113 nucleotides long. RefSeq lists its product as uncharacterized. The record is from RefSeq and is a predicted model, not a curated record. Gene Ontology annotation, biological process: pentose-phosphate shunt, non-oxidative branch; carbohydrate metabolic process. Gene Ontology annotation, molecular function: transaldolase activity. Gene Ontology annotation, cellular component: intracellular anatomical structure. Lineage: Eukaryota; Fungi; Ascomycota; Leotiomycetes; Helotiales; Pleuroascaceae. The transcript has 5 exons. The coding region runs from base 1 to 1113 and encodes 370 amino acids.